UCAAUUUCCGGUGGCGGUAGAUCAGGGAGGAGGGGAAAGAGAAAGAAUGAACCCAGUGGGGAACGGGGUGGCUGGCACUGCCCUCAUCGACCGCACUAUCCAGAUGAGGAAGGAGGCACAAGCCCGGAAGGUGAUGCUGGUCUGGGGCUUGCUCAAUGUAGGACUCGCUGGAAUGGUCUACAUGGAAAUGACAGGCAAGUUGCUGUGCAAAUUCUACAACAUCAGCUACUGGCCCCUGUGGUACAUUGAGCUUGUGCUGGUCACCUUGUUUUGCCUGAAUGCUUUAUUUGAUUUCUGGUGUUACUUCAGGAGUGCUGUGGUCCCAGCUAACCUUGUGAUGACCCCACAGCAGCAAACCCUGCUGGGAAUGAUGAACCCAGCAAUACUGACGGCACCACAGCAGAAGCCGGCUACCCCAUCCACGCCCAAGAGCUCCUCACCAGGCACCGGACAGGGACAGAGUGUACUGUCUUAUAGCCCUCAACGCCCACUUGGCUCCUGCCCUAAGUACAGCCCUGGCUGUAUAACGGGUUUUAGCCCAAGUGGGCAGACACCUUCCCCACCAGGCAGCGGAUCCUUCCCAUCCUCAGUGAUGUACUCAACUAGCAGCAGCUUCAAUACGGGAUCUCCCUUCAGUCCUGUUCAGAAUACGUCUUUGUACAGUAACAACGUUGGGAAUGCAGAGAGCUCCAGCCUGAGAGCUCGAUAUCGUUCUGCUCCUUCUGUGUACAGUGCACCUCUCAUGCGAGAUGAGUGCCUGACUGAUAUGAAAUCUCUGGAGAACUUUCUUCGCUCUGAAGAGGAGAAACAUGGUCGCAGUCAGCUGGGAACACCAGAAUGUACAUCCAGUAGCAGCAGUCCCACCUCCUUUUGGAACUACAGCCGAACCACAGGUGACUAUGCACAGUCACUACGCAAGUUCCAGUACCAGCUCGCCAGCCGUUCACAGGCCCCAUCUGCCCACAAGGAUGACACUGAUCUGGGCUCCAAAUUACUUGCAGAAGAGGUGUGGAUAAGGCUGAAUAUGAAUCGGCAGCAGUUGGACCUCCUUGAUUCCUGGACAGCCAACCUGAGGAAUUGGAUCAAUGAAACGAUUUUGAAUCGUUUGGUCAGUGAGAUUGAUGGUGUGAACAUGCAACUAAGAAGAUUGGGAUGUCCAGAGCUGCAAGUAGGAGAGACUAGCAUCAGCAGUCUAAGGCAAGCAGCUCUGGUCAGAGCUCCCCAGAUUCCAACUUUAAAUAUAGUUGUUCAGUACUUGGACAUCACUUCAAACCAAGAAUACCUAGUGGAGAGGAUCAAAGAACUUGCACAUGGUGGUUGUAUGAGCUCUUUCCGUUGGAAUGGGGGAGGAGAGUACAAGUCUAGAAAAUGGGACACAGACCUUCCCACUGAUUCUGCGAUUAUAAUGCAUAUGUUCUGCACUUACCUUGACUCCAGGCUGCCUCCACAUCCCAAGUACCCUGAUGGGAAAACUUUCACCUCCCAACAUUUCAUUCAGACUCCAGAUAAACCAGAUGUCACAAAUGAGCAUUUGUUCUGUAUACAUCAAAGCAACAUCAAUCCUCCUCACUACCAGCUGAUCUACCACGGGCAGGUGUAUAAUUUGCCAAAGGACAGGAGCAACAUGUUUCACACCAUUCUGAUGUUUUUAUACAUAAUUAAAACAAAGGAGUCAGGAAUGUUGGGGAGAGUGAACCUGGGUUUGUCUGGAGUGAAUGUUCUUUGGAUUUUUGGAGAGUAAGGAACAUUGCCAGGAGAUAUAACUGCAAAUAUUUGAUUUUGUACAGAAAUUGAACAGAUUCAGGAUUUUGGUCCCUCGUUUCACUCCUACAACCCCGCACACCACCAUCUCUCUCUUUUUUGAUCUUUCUUAUACUGACAACUGGCAGAAAUGCAUGGUCCUGGACCAGAAACUUUGAAGCCAACAUUACAUUUUGCCCUGUGACUCUGCUGAGGAUGUGUGCUCACUGCAUAUCUGUUUGGCUGCCAUGCAGCUGCUUCAAUACUGAAUUAAUUUUAAUUUUUCAAAACUAAAGUGUUUAUCUUUUCUAAUAUUUUGAUGGAAAAGACUCCUUUUUAUAGUAACCAGUGGAAGUGUGUAAUUUUCAUAUUCUUCAAAGCCUUAUGUGAAGUAGCAAAAUAGUGCUGCAUUCGUUAUGAAAGAAAACCAUCAACUCCUGUCAGCUUUGGUAUUUCUGUUUGGGCAAAGGGCCUGUCAUAUAGAGCAUCUGAGGGUAGGAGUGACAGAACUUGUGUUUUCUCUACUGCUCUAUAAAUGCACAGAUGCAUAAAACAGCUGGACUAAUGGUGCCACUGCCCUGGGUCAUGUCACUAAUCUUAUGUUUUUAGAUUAAUGAUGUUAACACAAACCAUGCUGAAACUCUUUUAUUCAGAUUUUUACACACUGAACAGCCUGGUUACAAGUACUGUAGGAAUCAUUUGAGAUGAUGGGACAAUUUGUCAAGAUGUUUCCACUUAUAAAUGCCUAAGAAUGAAAAAUAAGUGAAAACAAGAGGCUGAUCAGGUUUACUAGAGUGCUGAUGAGAAAAGGUAAACAGUUAAUGCAAACUCAGCUCUGUAAUCAUUUCAAACUGUUGUGAUGAAUGUAAUCUACUGUACUGUAAGGGUCCUAUGAAUUUAAUGUGGGCUGCGUCUGUCUACUCCCAGUAGGUCUGAAUUGCCAGUGCAGAACUUGUCCUCUCCACUUCAACGUUGUUGGUUUUGUGAGGAGUGGUUCGUCUGGUGUUGCUGAAGACUUCCUGUCAAUCCCCAAAAUGAAAGGUAGUUUACUCUGAAAGAAGUCUUCAAAGUGCUAGACCCACACCUCAGAAUUGUGCUCUUUCCCUGCACGCUUUCUCAUCCUUUGGUGAUGAAUGUACAACUUUGUAAUACUACAGAGCAAGUUCAAAUAAUUCUGCAUUAUGAUCUUCAAUCAGUUCUUAGAUUAAGCCAUCAAAACCAGGAUCACCAGUAUGUUGCUGUAUUUAAAGAAAGUUUGUGCCCUUCCCUCCUCUCCAUGUUGAGCAGCACUUCCCUGAUUAGUUGAAACAUUGGAAUGGCUCAUAAAAGCAAAAUAGUGUGGAUGGUGGAGAUUUGAAAUAAAAGCAAACUACUGAAGAAAUCUGCAAGUCCGGCAUCUAUGAGGAGAGAACGCGGUAAAAUUUUGAAUCCAAUGUCUCAAUGGAAAGAGGGUGGAAUAGGAUAGUUUUUACUGUUCUCCCAGGGACAGGAGGAAUGAGUGGCAAAAAUAGGAAAUGCAUGGGAAAAAUAGUUCUGGGGUGACAGUGGACACUACAGAGAUUGUGACUAAGGAGCGAAUGGACCUUUUUUAUAUUUAUCCUUGUCAUGCCUGGUCUAGAAGAUUCUGAUGGGGCACUCAACAUUACUGUGUAUCUAAUGGUGAAGUUGUUAAGUGUGGCUGAAUAACAUAAUAUUAGAUUUGAUACUGAUAGCAUUUGUCUUGAAGAGACUGCUGUCUUUCUUUCUUUUUCUAAAAGAUGCGAAAGUGGAAUUGAAAUACAGGAUCCAUUGAUUUUGGGGCACUACAGAUACUGACUUUGGAAUUUUAUAAUGUAAUGGAACUAUUCUGAUUUCUCCCUAUACUUGUAAUUAUUGCACUGAUUUGCAAUAAUUUGCAGAUAUUCAUAAGACAUAGGAGUGGAAGUAAGGCCAUUCGGCCCAUCAAGUCCACUCUGCCAUUUAAAUCAUGGCUCAUGGGCAUCUCAAUUCCACUUCCCUACACUCUCCCUGUAGCCCUCGAUUCCUUGUGAGAUCAAGAAUUUGUCAAUUUCUGCCUUGAAGGCAUCUAAUGUCCCAGCCUCCACUGCACUCUGUGGCAAUGAAUUCCACAAGAAAUGUUGUCUCAUUUCCAUUUUAAAUUUACCCCCUGUAAUUAUAAGGCUGUGCCCGUGGGUCCUAGUCUCCCUGCCUAUCGGAAACAUAUGUCUGUCCUCCUCUGUCUUCUCCUUCUGCAUUUAAUUGAGGCCUGCCCCAAACUGUGCGUGGCAAAGGACUGUGUCUUCAAAUAGCAGACUGCUGUUGGAGUGGAAGAAUGGAGAAGCUUCACCUCAUUCACUAUGGAGUGCUGCAUUUAGAACACUACAUUCCAGAAGCAGAAUAUUCUCAUUCGACUCUGCCUAAUCUUUGGUAAAUACACUGACAGCAAUUCAGCUCAUGAACUUACCAUGUAAUAAUAGAUCUUGAAACAAUCCUGUCAUAGCUGUUACAAUCAAUCAGCACCCACUCAAUCUUUUUCAUCUCACUGUUCAGUUCAUCAGGGCAAGAGUCAGAUCCAAUAAAGUGGAGAAUGCACAAUUUUAAAA
Messenger RNA from Stegostoma tigrinum, 4322 nucleotides. It is a transcript of the gene tmem209, whose product is annotated as transmembrane protein 209. The transcript has 15 exons. The record is from RefSeq and is a predicted model, not a curated record. Gene Ontology annotation, cellular component: membrane. Bases 47 to 1741 code for a protein of 564 amino acids. NCBI's taxonomy places the organism in Eukaryota, Metazoa, Chordata, Chondrichthyes, Orectolobiformes, Stegostomatidae.